Paramuricea clavata is the source of this 1638-nucleotide messenger RNA. Lineage: Eukaryota; Metazoa; Cnidaria; Anthozoa; Malacalcyonacea; Plexauridae. The record is from the annotation of a GenBank genome assembly.
AUGAAUUAUGUUUUAACUCUAAAUAAGGACGUAGUACUCCUGGGAGACCUCAACUGUGACAUGCUCAAAAACGAUCGUCAUUCUACAGCUUUGGGCGAAUUCUGUGUUAAUUAUAACUUAAAGCAAAUCAUAGACAAAUCGACGCGUGUAACUGAGAACAGUAAAACGUUAAUUGAUGUCAUCAUCCUGUCAAAUCCUAGUAUGGUUAAAGAAAGUGAUACAUUUGACUUAAUUAUAAGUGAUCAUUACUUUAUACACGUGAACCGUAAUUUGAGAAGGCCUAAACAAGGGAAGUCCUACAUCCAGGUACGCAGCUAUAAAAACUAUAAUAGCUCACGAUUUGCGCAAGAUAUCGGUAAAAUACGUUGGCAUAUUUUGGAUAUAUUUGAUAAUACUGAAGAGAAAGUAGAAACCUUUAACAAUUUAUUCUCGUCAGUAUUAGACUCUCACGCUCCAUUAAGAACUGUUAAAAUCUCUGCGAAACCAAUUCCCCUUAUGACUCCGGAAAUUAAAGACUUGAUGAUCGCGCGUGACCGAAGUCAUAGAAAAGCGAGAAGAUCUGGUGUUGAAAGGGAUUGGUCCGAGUUUAAAGAAAAGAGAAGAAUAACAAAGCAACAACUAAGAGCUCGAGAAGCAGAGAUUGCAUAUAUCCAAGAACAAAUAAAAUCAAGUAAAGGAGAUAAUAACUGCAUUUGGAAAACUAUACGUCAUUGUUUGCCAUCUGCAGAUUCAAAUAGACCCGCAUACGCCAAAGAUGCCACUGUAGUUGUGGAAGAAUUCAACGACUUCCUUACAACCGUGGGAAUGAAGAGUGCCCAAUUAGCUAAAGAUAUAGCACAGAAAUUUGAAUUGCCACCCGUUAUUGAAACCUUGGCUUUGACUACAGCGACAGUGGAUGACAAUAUGUUUCAACUCAGACAAGUGACAACAGAAGAAGUGAGUGACAUUAUCACCAUGAUGCCCUCCAAUAAAGCUCCUGGAAACGAUACAGUCCAUUUAAGAGUUCUCAAGGAUUGUUUAUCUUCUGUUGUUCAACUGAUAACGUAAAUAAAAAUUCUCAAAGGAAUAUUUCCCAGUCAAUGGAAAAUAUCUGAAAUUACUCCUAUUCCAAAGAAUGAUGAUUAUGAAGAAGCCGAGAAUAAUCGCCCAAUUUCCUUGUUGCCUGUCUUAUCUAAAGAUUGCGAGCGAGUAGUCCAUAAUCAAUUUACAAAUUAUCUUAUCCAAAACGAAAGAUUCCCAACUAACCAAAGUGGAAAUAGAAAACAACAUUCAACCGAAACAUUGGGACUUGCAGUAUCUGAUUACAUCUUGGACACCAUGGACAGAAAACAAAUAACUGCAAUGGUCCUACUUGAUUUCACCAAAGCAUUCGACAGUAUAAGCCAUUCAUUAUUGUUGAAGAAAUUGCAAAACUUUGGUGUUUCACCGAAUGCCUUACGUUGGUUUGCAAGUUACCUUUUUCAACGUAAGCAACAAGUCCGAAUUGGCAAAACCCUCUCAUCUUCCAGGAGCGUGACCCAUGGUGUGUCGCAGGGCUCUAUCUUGGGACCACUAUUGUUGAAUUUAUAUAUCUAUGACCUUCCCAAUGCCUGCACUGGAUCCGAGAUUUACUCUUUUGCGGAUGAUACGACACUCUAG